AUGAGUUCGGCAACGGCCAUUCUCACGUCACUAUCGGAUUUAACCAACAAACCACAAUUGGAACAUUAUGAUCCUAAUAUUUGUAGGGACAUUCAUAUUAAGCUUGAUAAAGAAGCCCGUGAGCAAGGUUUAACCUACCAAGAGCGGUUUGAAAUGGCACGAAAAAAUAUGUCUGUUUAUAAAAAAUGGGAAACCAUAUUUCCUAGUGGUAUCUCUAAAUGUCUAUGGGAAUAUUGGAAAGAACGUAUGAGUGCGGCACCACUCGAUCCACGUUUUCCUAAUGUCAAUCAAACGAAGCGAUGCUGGGUUAAUUAUGUUGAUUAUCAUCGUUGUAUGGAAAUGAAGAACGAUGAAAAAGUAUGCAGCUACUUUAAAUAUCAUUACAAGGAAUUAUGUCCACCAGAAUGGGUUGAUAAAUGGGAUGAUCAAAUGACCCGUGAAGCUUUUCCUGGCAUUCACGAUUAG
This is a messenger RNA of Rotaria socialis, 465 nucleotides long. The record is from the annotation of a GenBank genome assembly. Lineage: Eukaryota; Metazoa; Rotifera; Eurotatoria; Philodinida; Philodinidae.